AUGUCGAUGUUGGCCGCGUACGUGCUCCUGUGGGGGAUAGGGACAUCGGCCAACGCAGUUAAGAGCUGGUCACAUAUCGACCGGGAUUGUGAGCUUGUGGUGCACGAGAGGCCACCGAAGCCCGGCUCGCAGGGCGUGUUCAGUAGCCCCGGAUAUCCGGCUCCAUUUCCGGACCGGAAGUUCUGCGUCCGACACCUGUUCCGGGCGCCUGAGGAUCACCUGGUGCAGCUGGUACUCAUCAAUGUGGACUUGGACGCCUCGUUUCAAAGGCCUGCGCUGGUCGGCUGCCUGUCCGUGUUUACCCGGCUGGCCGGGCCGGCCCGUGCCCAGCUGACCCGGCGACCCGACACCGUCGUCUGCGACAACGCCACCUCGGCCCGACGCGCCUGGUACAGCAGCUCGCCUCUCCUCGCCGUGGAGUUCGCCGCCGACGGCAACGCUGGCCGGCGGGCCGGCUUCGCGGGCUUGUACCGGUUUGUGAACCGCGCGCUGUUCGUGACCCGUGGCCAGCGCCUGCCCGGCCCCAACUGUCAGCUGCUGCUGAUGAGCGAGGACCGUCUCUCGGGUCACAUCUUCUCCGAGGGGUUUCCGGCGGCGUCGCCGGUCCGCGACUGCUCGUACACGCUGUACGGCUCUCGCCGGCAGCGGGUGGUCCUCAGCGUGCGGCAGCUGGCCCUCCAGCCGGCGGACAGCACAUGCCUGCACGGCAGCCGCCUGACGGUGCAUGACGGCGUCAACGAGAGGUCGCAGGCGAUCGGCUCGCUGUGCCAGACGGACCGCAGGCUGGAGCUCGUCUCCUCUGGACCGUUCCUGCACGUGACGAGCCAUGUGGCCGAUGCGUCGCAGUCGGACGAGGUCAUGGGCUUCAUGCUUCAGUACCGGUUCGAGGCCGAUCCCGUCAAGCACAGCGUGCCGGAGGAGUUUGUGGGAUGA
This is a messenger RNA of Pollicipes pollicipes, 933 nucleotides long. Its product is annotated as cubilin-like. The transcript is spliced from 7 exons. Lineage: Eukaryota; Metazoa; Arthropoda; Thecostraca; Pollicipedomorpha; Pollicipedidae. Bases 1 to 933 code for a protein of 310 amino acids. The record is from RefSeq and is a predicted model, not a curated record.